AUGUGGCUUGUUGCAGUUCUACCCCUCUCCCUGGUGCUGGCAGCUGGCAUGGGAGUGCAUGCUAGUAUUGACACAGGCGGCUGGCCUCAGGAUAGCGGCAAGGUCGAUAGAAUCAUCGCGGCCCUGACACCUGAAGAGAAGAUUUCCCUUCUACAAGGAGCCUAUUAUGCAGGAAGUGAUAAUUAUGCCGGCUAUGCCAUUGGGCUUCCUCGACUAGGAAUCCCUCCACUCCAGCUUGCCGAUGGAGAAGCCGGAAUCAAUGGUGUUCAUGAUGCUACUGCUAUUCCAAGCCAGAUUAACGUCGCCGCAACCUGGUCGAGGGAAAUGGCAAAAGCUGCAGGCCAUGUCACUGGCCUAGAGGCCCGACUACUCAAAGCCGGUGUUGCUCUUGCUCCGCGUGUCAAUCUCCUCCGUGAUCCUUUUGACGGAAGCUCAUGGCAGGCUUAUUCGGAGGAUGCCUACUUGAAUGCCCAGCUCGGAGUUGAAGCCGUCCAGGGCAUCCAGGCUCAGGGAACAAUGGCGAAUACCAAGCAGAUAGGUCCAUCAAGCAGUGGUGCCAGUUCUGGUGACACAAACUCGCAAGUGGAUCUACAGGUACUCCACGAGAUAUACUGGCAACCUCAUGGGGCCUUAGUGGACGCUGGGGUGGCCACCAUGAUGUGCUCGUAUGCUCAAGUCAAUGGAGUGCCUGCUUGUCAGUAUCAAGAACUCAUGGACCGCACUGUACGUGGGGAUUUUGGGUUCAAAGGCAUCGUUAUGAGUGACUGGGGCGCCACGCACUCAACAGCUCCGAGUAUCGAGGCUGGCUUGGAUUGGGAGAUGGGUUCCAGAACCUAUUACACUGAGCCCCUAUAUGACGAUGUUUAUGUUCAUCGCAAUCUAUCCGAAAUCUAUGUUGACCGCGCCCUUUAUCACAUCCUUUCUACAUACAAUCGAUUUGGUUUGAUCGGCCAAAAUCGCACUGCGCUCGACAUGGUGCCGAAUCCUUUGCCACAGACGGUGAUUGCGCAGUCAGCUGCAAUUUCAUAUGACAUUGCAUGCCGGUCUGGAGUUCUAUUGAAGAACAACAAAGGAGUACUCCCUCUCUCCAAGGACAUUUCCAAACUAGCUGUCAUUGGCCCAGCUGCGUUCCAGUAUAACCAUGGCGCAGGCUUUGCCGAGCGAGCAUAUGGAAUCCCCUCGCGACUCAAGAGCUCGCUAGAUGCCAUUAAAGAUAUCACGGCCAACAAUGACAUUCUUGUAUCAAAUGGAGUUGAUGUUCAUGGAAGCACGAUUCCUGCCGAUUAUCUGCUACAAGAGAAUGGCCAGCAAGGUUUAGUUCGAACGAACUCAGCCGGCGAAACUUCGGUCGACUCUCAGAUCAACUUCUCUGGGGAUUCGGCCCUGCAAGGAGAUACUUCGUAUAAUUGGGCUGGAUUCCUCAAAGCGAAUGAGACUGGCUACUAUCGUAUUUCUCUGCAUCGACGCUUCCCUCACGUCGGUGGAGGACUAAACAAUUCGGACUACCUAGGCGUUUUCACCGUUCAUUCAUUCACCGUCAAUGGAACCGCGUUUGAUGGUUAUCGAAUGUUGGGAGACGGUGGAGCCCGGCCCUGGAGCUCACCACUUCCUGCUCUAGAUGGCUGGGAUGAAGUCGGAACGGAUGUCUAUCUCACUGCUGGCCUUCACAACAUCACUGUGACCACCACCAAGGUAUUCGGAGACCCGAUAGAAGUUCGCCUGAAUUGGGUUACCCCAACCCAGCGAGAGCAGAACAUUCGAGAGGCAGAGAAGAUUGCAUCAAACGUCGAAGUGCCCGUUGUUUUUGCGCAUACCAACAGUCCUUCUGAUGUGGGAAUGCAGCUUAACCAUGGGUUCGACGAGCUCAUCUCGCGAGUUGCCGCGAUAAACCCGAAGACAGUCGUCGUCCUCAACAACGCUGAUCCAGUACUGAUGCCAUGGCUCGACCAAGUCUCGUCGGUCCUCUGGAUGGGGAAUCCUGGCCAAGAAGGCGGCCGUGCUACUGCUUCGCUUUUAUUUGGUGACCACAAUCCCCAAGGCAAACUGACAAUCACUUAUCCCGAAUCUGUCAACAACACUGUUACGAGAAACCCAAAGUAUCCGGAGCGCAUGGCUACUAAGAGUGGGACAGCAAUUUUCUCAGAAGGCAUCAACUCAGCUUAUCGAUGGUACCUUAGCACGAACACUAGCGUUCUCUUUCCUUUUGGCUAUGGACUGUCAUAUACCUCGUUCAAGUACAGCAACCUGGUUAUCAAAAAGAAAUCCGGCUCCUCCUUCCAGGUCUCUAUUCACAUCACCAACACUGGCUCCCGAUCCGGUGUGGAGGUCCCCCAGAUUUACAUUGGUCCACCAGAGAAUGCUGGCUCCAAGUAUCCUGGUUAUCAAUUUGCUGUCUCUACUCUAGUGGGAUUCGAUGAUGUGUCCAUCGCCCCUGGCGCCACCAAAACUGCCGACUUCCUGAUCUCGGGGCGGCAGCUCAGCUUCUGGCGCCAAAGCGAUCGCAGUUGGGUACUUGCUUGUGGGAAUCGCUCUGUAUGGGCGGGGACUGAUGCUGAGAAGAGGGUCUUGGUGGGUCAUAUUGAAGUUUAG
Messenger RNA from Penicillium cataractarum, 2589 nucleotides. Its product is annotated as beta-glucosidase. Bases 1 to 2589 code for a protein of 862 amino acids. The transcript has 3 exons. The record is from RefSeq and is a predicted model, not a curated record. NCBI's taxonomy places the organism in Eukaryota, Fungi, Ascomycota, Eurotiomycetes, Eurotiales, Aspergillaceae. Gene Ontology annotation, biological process: glucan catabolic process. Gene Ontology annotation, molecular function: beta-glucosidase activity.